This is a messenger RNA of Physeter macrocephalus (sperm whale), 3506 nucleotides long. It is a transcript of the gene LSS, whose product is annotated as lanosterol synthase. Lineage: Eukaryota; Metazoa; Chordata; Mammalia; Artiodactyla; Physeteridae. Gene Ontology annotation, molecular function: lanosterol synthase activity. Bases 259 to 1428 code for a protein of 389 amino acids. Gene Ontology annotation, cellular component: lipid droplet. The record is from RefSeq and is a predicted model, not a curated record. Gene Ontology annotation, biological process: triterpenoid biosynthetic process; cholesterol biosynthetic process. The transcript has 13 exons.
CCUGUCUUUUCCCUGCUGCCGUCCCCCUCCCUCCUUGGCACACGUGCCUUGGCCCAUUCCCACCUUUCCCAGGGCAGGGCUGCAGCCUGGUAGCAGUGAGUGCUUGGGAAAGUGGUUAGACCAGAAGGCCUGGCCUAAAGCAAGGCCGUGCUGGGGCCUCGGUGGGGUAGGGCUGCGGCCCUCAAGCCCGGGAACCCCGGCAGGUGUGGAGCAGAGCCCUGACAGGGCUGUCUCCUCCAGAUCUCGAAAACCAUCAACAUGCUUGCGUGCUGGCACAGAGAAGGGCCGGCCUCCUCUGCCUUCCAGGAGCACUUGUCCAGGAUUCCUGAUUACCUCUGGCUGGGCCUCGACGGCAUGAAAGUGCAGGGUACCAAUGGCUCGCAGAUCUGGGACACCGCGUUUGCCAUCCAGGCUCUGCUGGAGGCGGGUGCACAACACAGGCCAGAGUUUUCGUCCUGCCUGCAGAAGGCUCAUGAGUAUCUCCGGGUCUCGCAGGUCCCAGACAACUUCCCCGACUACCAGAAGUACUACCGCCAGAUGAGCAAGGGCGGCUUCUCCUUCAGCACACUGGACUGUGGCUGGAUUGUUGCCGACUGCACAGCUGAGGCCUUGAAGUCCCUCCUUCUCCUGCAGGAAAAGUGUCCCUUUGUCACCAAGCACGUCCCACAAGAGCGGCUCUUCGAUGCUGUCGCUGUGUUGCUGAGCAUGAGAAACCCCGAUGGAGGGUUUGCCACCUACGAGACCAAGCGUGGGGGACACCUUCUGGAGCUGCUGAACCCCUCGGAGAUCUUCGGGGACAUCAUGAUUGACUACACAUAUGUGGAGUGCACCUCGGCUGUGAUGCAGGCGCUGAAGCGUUUCCACAAGCAGUUCCCAGACCACAGGGCCGGAGAGAUCAGGGAGACCCUCGAGCGGGGCCUGCAGUUCUGUCGGCAGAAGCAGAGGCCUGACGGCUCCUGGGAAGGCUCCUGGGGGGUGUGCUUCACCUACGGCACCUGCUUUGGGCUGGAAGCCUUCGCCUGCAUGGGGCACACUUACCGCGAUGGGGCUGCCUGUGCAGAGGUCUCCCGGGCCUGCGACUUCCUGCUGUCCCGACAGAUGGCAGAUGGAGGCUGGGGGGAGGACUUCGAGUCCUGUGAGCAGCGGCGCUACGUGCAGAGCGCCCGGCCCCAGAUCCACAACACAUGCUGGGCCCUGAUGGGGCUGAUGGCCGUCAGGCACCCUGACGUAGCGGCCCUGGAGAGAGGAGUCAGCUACCUGCUUGGAAAACAGCUGCCCAAUGGCGACUGGCCCCAGGACAACGUCGCUGGGGUCUUCAACAAGUCCUGUGCCAUCAGCUACACGAGCUACAGAAACAUCUUCCCCAUCUGGGCCCUUGGGCGCUUCUCCCGCCUGUACCCCGAGAGCGCCCUCGCCGGCCACCCUUGAGAGCACGUCUGUGGGCACCUGGGGGGGGCUGGUCACGCGAGUUCCAGGCGAGGUUGGGGCAUCUCAGAGGGGCCGAGGCAGCCCCCUCCCUGCCCACUUCAACAGAAGCGCUGAGCCUGGGCCUGUGGCACGGGCGGGGCUGGUGCCUUCAGACCCGAUUUUCAGCGUAGGGUUAGUUCUGAGAAUAGUUGGUCGAGCUCGGGUGAGGGAAGGAACAGGAUGAGCCCUGAGGGUGGGUAAAGCACAGUGCGCUCCGUGGCACCACCUGGCGUGGUAUGUGUCCUCUCUGUGGGCGUGGGGCUGGGGGAGCUUUCCUGACCAGUGACUGAGUUCUCAGGAGCGGAGCAGCUGUGCCUCAUCCGCGUCCUGCCUGGGGCCCUCGAGGACCGGCUCUUCCUGUCUCAGUCUCUGGCUGAGGGAUGGGACAGCCGCCCUGAACGGCCUGGCAGGAGAGGCUGGGCCUCCCUGUUCACUGUGGCGGCUCAGGCUCAGCGAGGAUCGGGGACCAGACGCUGCACGCCAGCCUGCCCCGGGUCUCGAGCUCGCCAGCGCCGCGUCACGGUUCAGCCAGCCUGGGGGCGCCAGCAUCGCUACCUCCAGAGGUUGUAGUUGUCUUGUAGUGACACAGGGGAGGCCGAGCGUAAGGAAGGGUGAGGGGUUGUUAAUGGCCACACAACAGUGCGGCCCUGAUGUGUGCUGGGGACACCCCUCACCCCGCUUUGUGCUCUAAGCUGAAGGGAGGGUCAGAUUUCCAGGGUGCUGCCUCUCAGGUGGUGAGCCUCUGAAUCCCCCUCUGGCUUCUAAACCCGUCUGGCUUAGCGUGCAUGGACUUGGGGCUCAGGAUGGAAAAUGCAAAUCCUGGAAUUGCCUCUGACCUACGAGGAAGAUCAGGAGUGUGGCUGUGAGGGUCACUGAGAGCGUUGAUGAGGGUCAAACCCAGGCCUGGUGGCGCCCCAGGGCCUUCUCCGUCUGCUGUCCCUCUGUGCCUCUCCCUGUGUGACGGCAGCCCUGGCUGCGCGGCCCCUGCGGCCCGCCCUCCCUCUGACAGCCAGAGAGACGCCUGGGUACCCCCGCUCCCGCCAUCCCUGCCCAGACCCUUAGGGCGCUCUCCGAGGUUUGCACCGCGUGGCCUUGCUUCCGCAGCUCUCGUGGCCCCCCAGCGCUCUCCCUGACCGCCCGCGGCUCGCCUGCGUCCGGCCUUUGCCUGGGCUGCCCCCCACUGCCCUCCUGCCCCAGGUGGUGCUCUACCUGCUCGGAGCCCCGCAGGGCCUGGGCGCGUGUACGCGCUGGCAGGUCCCGCUGGCUCCACCGGCUGCCACACUGUGGAACGUAGCGGGUGUUCAGCUGGUGCUAGUUGGAUGUCAGCACUUGCCCCAGACGUUUUUAAACUAGGGUUUAUUUUGCUGAGGAAGCUGUGCUGGCCCCCUCUGAGAUCUGUCAGGGUUGCUCUUGCACCAGCAGCGCAGACGGUGAUUCCCAACAGUCUGCUUCCUGCAGCGGUCACUGCCCAGGCAUGAUCAGAUCACUGGAUGAAACAUAAAGCUUCCAGGAAAGAAAUGAAAAUCAACCGUUUACUGAAACAUUAUUGAACGUCACCUGUCUUAGCAGCUACCUUAAUACACAGACAUUUGAGUCCCUUAGGCAGAGGCUUGUCGUGCAUGUGUUUUGUUUCAUCCUGGAAACAGUCAUAGAUUGGGGUCCCUCGUGCCCCACGUCGGACACUGGACCACUACCCCUCAGUCUCAGGGAACAGGAGAAAUUGUUCCAAGAUAAGCAGGAUGCACCUCUAGUUAUUUGAGGGGAAACUAUUUGCCUCAACCUGAUUAAAAGUCAAGUUCUCUGUCCUGGGUGAAUGAUUAACGUAUCUUGAAUUCAAAUUGUUUUAUUUUUGGUUAUCAGGAGCAAAUUUUGAAUGUUGUGCUCGGAAGUUUUCUCUGGAGCCAGGUUAGCUUUUCUUGUUCAGCAGGAUGUAAACUUCAGAUCUGACCCUUUGAGGGAUUCUCUAACUGGAAACGCUUAACUCACAAUGGAAACUUAUCUCCAAGAAAAUACUCUCCUUAAUGAACAUAACCAAUGUC